AUGGAGGCUGAAAAGAACUUUAAGGUCGUGCUCCUUGGUGAGGGUUGUGUUGGAAAGACCUCUAUAGUGCUUAGAUACAUCCAGAAUACGUUCAAUGACAAACAUCUCAUGACACAACACGCUGGAUUCUUUCAAAAGAACAUCAACAUGGCUGGCAAGAGAGUGUGUUUAACUAUAUGGGACACUGCUGGUCAAGAGCGAUUCCAUGCUCUUGGCCCAAUAUAUUACAGAGGUUCUCAAGGUGCAUUGGUAGUUUAUGAUAUUACAGACAACGACUCAUUUAUAAAGGCAAAGAAUUGGAUUAAGGAGCUGAAGGCAAUGCUAGGCAACGAUAUAGUAUUAUGUAUAAUUGGUAACAAGUGCGAUCUGGAGAAGACCAGAGUCAUAUCAUUGGAGGAGGCAGAGGCAUACGCCGCAUCCGUCGGCGCCAAGCAUUAUAGCACAUCAGCCAAGCUCAACAAAGGAGUCGAGGAACUCUUUUUGGACUUGUCAAAGAGGAUGCUGUCCAAGAACACUACAUCCACUCCUGGAGCAUCAAACUCGGCAUCGACCUCCAAUCGAUCAGAAAGGAUUCCAAUUGUUCCAGAGUCAACAGAGACGAAGGAGUCCUGUUGCUCCAAAUAG
This is a messenger RNA of Acytostelium subglobosum LB1, 624 nucleotides long. RefSeq lists its product as hypothetical. Bases 1 to 624 code for a protein of 207 amino acids. The transcript is spliced from 4 exons. The record is from RefSeq and is a predicted model, not a curated record. Gene Ontology annotation, molecular function: GTP binding; GTPase activity. Gene Ontology annotation, biological process: Rab protein signal transduction. NCBI's taxonomy places the organism in Eukaryota, Evosea, Eumycetozoa, Acytosteliales, Acytosteliaceae.